AAUUUAGUUUCCACCAUUUUUACACACUUCACUUUUUUUUCUAAGUGUUAACUUAUAAACCUAGACUAGAAGUGAUAACAUUAACAACAUACACUACACUUUGUUUCAAAAAUCAUUUAACCCUAGCUCACCGUCACUCACCCUUCACAUCUCUGCAACCCUAACACAGCCAUAACUCCCUCUCCCAACAACGCCGCUGUCUCCCUCUCUCAACCCGUCACAACCCCUCCCUCCAACCCGUCGCAGCACCUACGUCCACCCCUCCCUCCUCGCUCAUGCCCCACGCCACCGUCUCCCUCUCUCACAUGCGUCGCGCCAACCGUCAGCACCACUCGUCAGCGCAACUCAUUAGUGCCACUCGUCAGUGCCAACCUUCAUUCUGCUAGUGCCGACGUCUAUGGUGUUUAUUCAUGAUUCGGCGGCAGGAUCUAGAAGGAAACGAUCGGUGGCAUCUCCAUCGAGCUCGGCACCGGAUGCUUCGCUGGUGGCGGCGGGUAUUCUGGAUGAUAUAUUGAAAUCCCUUGGUGACAACAAGAAGUACAUGAGAGAAUGUGCACUCAAUACUUUGGAUUUGUGGCUUGCUGCUGUUCAUCUUGAUAAAAUGUUUCUACUUAUGUUUCUGCUGUUGCUUCUACUGCUACUUCUGCUGUACCUUUUGUGGUUUCUUCUCCAACAGGAGAAGUGGAUUUGGAGGAUGAUAAUAUUGUUUAUUUCAUCAGAAAGAAACUUCAAGUUUGGUGUAUAGGCAACAAAAUGGGAACUGGGAACUAGGAAAGAUACAGUCAACUUCAGAAGAGGAAGCAUGCGUUUCGCUUUCAAAUGGAAAUGUAAAAUUCUAAGCAUUUUUGUCAUUUCGGAAUAAAGUUUUCAGGGUAACAUGUUUGUGGUUGUUACUGCAGGUUAUGAAAGUGUCCAAAUUAGCACUCCUACCAGCUAAUCCCGACAUUUUAGAGGGUGUGGAUGAUCUUAUACAGCUUAGUUACUUAAAUGAACCAUCAGUUCUUUACAAUCUUAGAUCAAGAAAACUCUAAAUUUAAAAUAUAAUAAUAAAUAUGUCAUGUGAUAGAAAAAUAAUAAACU
This is a messenger RNA of Arachis ipaensis, 1080 nucleotides long. RefSeq lists its product as uncharacterized. Lineage: Eukaryota; Viridiplantae; Streptophyta; Magnoliopsida; Fabales; Fabaceae. The record is from RefSeq and is a predicted model, not a curated record.